AUGGCGGUUGGGCUGCAGCAUCUUACGCGAUCGCUGCCGUGGUUCGUCCUGCAGCCGGCGGAGGCCCUGCUGGGCUCGCACUGCUACUCGUCGCUAGUGUGGGAUGUAAACUGGACGGAUACGGCGUGCCUGCGGCUCGGCCUCUCGAAGGGCCUCGGGCUCGGCAUUGUCGUGUUUGGCAGCCUGCUCAAGUUUCCGCAAAUGUACAAGAUCGUGCACGCACGGAGCGCCGAGGGCAUCAGCCUUGCCAUGUACAUCCUCGAGGUGGUUGCAUAUACGAUCAGUCUCGCGUAUGCGAUCCGUCUGCGAAUUCCCUUUAGCACGUACGGCGAGAAUGCCAGCUUGACCGUGCAAAACAUGAUCAUCACGCUGCUCAUCAUUGCCUACUCGCCCAUGGACAGCAUAUCGCGCCGCACCACGACGCUGUGCCGCCGCUUCGGCAUAUCGACGAAUGCCUUCUUCGUCGCGCUCGGCGCGACGCUCAUGGUGCUAGGCUCGCUGGCCCUUGCGAGUGAGGCGGCCGUGCCUCCGCGUGCGCUACAGUGGCUCCAGGGAAUGACGAUUCCGGUAUCGUUGGCAUCGAAAGUCCCGCAAAUGCUUGAGCUGCACCGCGCAAAAGCCACAGGCGAGCUCAGUAUCCUCGUCGUGUUCGCUCAGCUCCUCGGCACCACCGCGCGCGUGUAUACGACCCUCACUGAGACCAACGAUCGCCUUCUCUUCUGGGGCUUUGCGCUUGCAACCAUUUUCAACGCUAUUAUUGCAGUGCAGGUGUGCAUGUACUGGAACGGGAACCAGCAGCGCGCAGCGCAGCGCUCCGCAUCGCGCUGGCUCGAUACCCAGGGCACGCCCACAUCGCGCCGUACCGCGGAACUGCCACUCGUUGCACCGCGCGGGCCGACCACCAAGCGCGACUAG
Messenger RNA from Malassezia sympodialis ATCC 42132, 915 nucleotides. RefSeq lists its product as uncharacterized. NCBI's taxonomy places the organism in Eukaryota, Fungi, Basidiomycota, Malasseziomycetes, Malasseziales, Malasseziaceae. The record is from RefSeq and is a predicted model, not a curated record.